GCCGGGCCGGGCCGGGCCGGGCCGGGCCGCCCCCGCUGCCGCCGCGGCCUCCCGCGGGACGCGGCCGGGCUCAUGGCGGCGCAGCGCGGCGCCCGCCGGCUCGGCGCGCUCGGGCUGCUCUGCCUGCUGCUGCCCGCCGUUUUGGGUGAGGACUAUGAGGCAUAUGCUGAUCAUCAUGGCAAGGCGCAACCUGCAGAAUCCUGUCCCAACUUCUGCUGUGGAGAUUGCAUGCGUCGAUACUGUUGCUCUAAUGUGCUACUGAAAUUUGAUGAAGGACAACAAUUUAAGUGUAAUCUGCUUGAUGGAAGGACCUCUGGCUCAGGCAAUGUGAAUUACCUGCAGUUCCGUGCAGACUUUGAUGAUUACAUAGACUCUGGCCCCAGGACUGAUUCAGAGAUUUAUGAGGAUGCAGUUGAACUUCAGCAAUUCUUUAUUAAAGUUCGAGAUGAACUGUGUAAAAAUGGAGAGAUUCUUCUGUCACCAGCUCUCAGCUAUACCACCAGGCAUCUUCACAGUGAUGUAGAGAAGGAAAAGAAGGAAAAGUUGCCCAAAGAAAUAGAGGAGGAUAAACUCAAAAGAGAGGAGGAGAAGAGAGAGGCAGAAAAGAGUGAAGAUUCUUCUGGAUCAGCUGGCCUGUCAAGUUUGCAUCGGACCUACAGCCAGGACUGCAGCUUCAAGAACAGCAUGUACCACGUAGGGGACUAUGUCUGUGUGGAGCCUGCUGAAGCCAACUUGCAACCUCACAUAGUCUGUGUUGAGAGACUGUGGGAAGACUCUGCCGGAGAGAAAUGGUUGUAUGGCUGUUGGUUUUAUUGACCAAAUGAAACAUUUCAUCUUGCAACACGAAAGUUCUUGGAGAAAGAAGUUUUUACAAGUGACUAUUACAAUAAAGUUCCUGCUGGCAAAAUUUUAGGCAAAUGCGUGGUCAUAACUUCAUCUAAAAGUAUUUUCUUCAAUCCACAGGAAUAUUUUAAAUUAUGUCCUGAAAACUUUAGAGAUGAAGAUGUCUAUGUCUGUGAGUCACGUUAUUCUGCGAAGACAAAAUCUUUUAAAAAGAUUAAACUGUGGACUAUGCCCGUUAGCUCUGUAAGAUUUGUCCCACGAGAUGUGCCUCUGCCUGUGGUCCGUGUUGCUUCUGACGACAAAGGAGAUGUUCCAGUAGAAAUGUCCAGUGGAGAACCUGGUUGCCAUUACUUUGAACAGCUCUGUUACAAUGAUAUGUGGCUUAAGGUUGGGGAUUGUGUCUUCCUAAAAUCACAUGGGUUAGUGCGAGCUCGAGUAGGAAGAAUUGAGAAGACGUGGGUGCGAGAUGGAGCAGCAUAUUUUUUUGGUCCAAUCUUUAUACAUCCUGAAGAAACUGAACAUGAACCAACUAAAAUGUUCUACAAGAAGGAAGUGUUUUUGAGUAACUUGGAGGAGACCUGUCCUAUGACUUGCAUUUUGGGAAAAUGUGCUGUUCUGUCAUCCAAGGACUUCCUCUCCUGCAGACCAACAGAAGUCUCUGAAAAUGAUGUUUUUCUUUGUGAGAGCCGCUACAGUGAAAGCGACAAACAAAUGAAGAAAUUUAAAGGGCUCAAGAGGUUUUCACUCUCCGCAAAAGUUGUAGAUGAUGAAAUAUACUGUUUUAGAAAACCUAUAGUUCCUCAGAAGGAGCCAUCUCCCCUACUAGAGAAGAAGAUCCAGCAACUAGAAGCAAAAUUUGCUGAGUUAGAAGGAGGUGAUGAAGACAUAGAAGAGAUGGGAGAAGAGGAAGGAGACAUCGCUGAAACACCUUCUAUCCCUCAGCUUCAGACCCCAUUGGCUAGCGAACUGGAUAUAAUGCCUUACACUCCACCUCAGUCCACUCCCAAGUCGGUUAAGGGCAGCACCAAGAAGGAGGGAUCAAAAAGGAAGAUCAGCAUGAGUGGUUACACCUUAUUUAGCAGCGAGAUGAGAGCUGUAAUUAAAGCUCAGCACCCAGACUACUCCUUUGGAGAGCUCAGCAGACUUGUAGGAACUGAGUGGAGAAACCUGGAAGCAACCAAGAAAGCGGAAUAUGAAGAGCGGGCAGCUAAAGUUGCUGAGCAGCAGGAGAGCGAGCGAGCAGCACAGCAACAGCAGCAGAAUUCCUGCCCCCGGGCAGGCACUCCUGUCGGGGCUCUUAUGGGGGUGGUGCCGCCACCAACACCAAGGGGAAUGCUCAGUCAGCAGUUGACACCCGUUGCAGGCAUGAUGAGUGGCUAUCCACCGGUGCUGCCACCUUUGCAGGGCCCAGUUGAUGGCAUUGUUAGCAUGGGCAGCAUGCAGCCACUUCACCCAGGGGUGCCCCCACCCCACCAACUUCCGCCAGGCAUCCCAGGCAUCCCACCACCCGGUGUUAUAGGCCAAAACGUAUCCCCCACGGUAGGCACUCCAGCACCAGGAGCAAGUCCAUUUGGACAGCAGAUAGGAAUCCUUGGCCCGCCGGGACAGCAAGCACCCCCUCCGUAUCCCGGCCAGAGCGCAGCAGCGCAGCCGGUUAUACAGCAGCCCACGACUCCCGUGUUCGUCUCCCCUCCACCAAAGGCACAGAGGCUUCUUCAUUCUGAGGCCCAUCUGAAAUAUAUUGAGGGGCUUAGCGCUGAAUCAAAUAGCAUUAGCAAGUGGGACCAGACCCUUGCAGCACGAAGGCGAGAUGUCCACCUAUCAAAAGAACAAGAGAGCCGUCUCCCUUCACACUGGUUGAAAAGUAAAGGGGCUCAUACCACCAUGGCCGAUGCGUUAUGGCGUCUUCGAGACUUGAUGCUACGAGACACCCGUAAUAUCCGUCAGGCGUACAACAUAGAAAAUGUUUAAUCGUGUAAUUGCUUCUUUGAUACCGGCGUAUAAGGAGUUUUGUGGAACAAUAGCCGUUUUAGUUACUGGGUGGGGAGAGAUAACCAACAAUAAUUUGUAUUGCAUUUUACUGCACAUUGCAAGACCAUUUUUAUAUAAGGACACUUUUAAUAAGCAUAUUUCACUUUUUGUUAUAUUAAGUUGCCUUUAUCAAAUACACAGAUUUUUGCAUAUGUUUCCUUUGUUUGAAAGGCAAUUUCAUAAUUGGUUAAGUGUAGUCAAGGAUUCAUCUUUCUUAUAUUUUAUUGCUGAGAACCUGAUGCCAUCAUUUUUGUAUAAAAGAAAAAAGAAAACAAAAAGCAUUUACAAAUUGGUACAAUGGAAUGUGAAAUUAGUCAUAGUUCACAUCUUAGAAGAAUGCGUGUACAUGUGCUUGUGUGUGCUAGCCACUUCCAGCAGAAAUCUCACUUGGAUGUGAACAGGGAGGAUUUCUUGAAAUGAAGCUAAAGGUAAGGGGUACAUAGAUGCUAGGAAAAAUCAAAUUUAAGUCAAUACCAAUGCUGCUGAAUGGACCACAGUGAUCAUGGAAGUGCUGGUGUGGACGGGACAAGGGUGUCUUGACUGCUGAUGUUGUCCAGUCCUGUCCAGUUAUUUAAUUGUGUAGCCAAGGCCAUUAUGAUCCUAAAUGAGUAACAGAAUACAUGUGCUUUGCAUGCCCUUGAAAGGUGCAAUGUUUUAUCUACCAUGACCUGCUUUGGGGGUUCUGUGAUGUGCCUAACACCUAGCAGUGGGAAUGGAAAGCUUGUUGCCUAAGCAAUUACGUGUGCAGUUCAGGUCUUGGAAGGUAAGUUAGAGAAGGGAAGAUGAGUUGUUUUGUUUGUGAAGUAAUGCAAUGGUUUUAAAUUCACACGUAUUCUGUUAACGAUUAGGUAUUGCAAGGUAUCUUUGUAUGCUUUCCUUAGGGGUAGCGAUUCACCUUAAUGAAAGUUUUGCAGGGCAGAUGGAGAGAAAUUUGAUGCGUAAAUCUAGCUUUAACAAAGUACUGCUGUAUGUGUAAAUUCAGCCUAUCUAGGAGGUUGGAGAAAUAAGAAAACUUGCGUUGCAGCCUUCAGAGUGCUUUUUGGUGGUGUGUUUUUUGGUUCUUUGGUUUUCCGUUUUUGGUUUUUUUUUUUUUUUAAUUAGUAAGGUAUGUAUGGAAUCUUCUUGCCAAAUUUCAAGGUUGUGACUGUCUUCUGCUAAGGACUUACCUGUCCUCCUAACCAACCAACCUUUUGGACUGCAAAGCUGUUUGUUUAAGGGUAAAUCCUUUCAUAGUACUUCAUUUUAGAAAAAGAAUGAAUAGUUUUUAUUUCAUUAAAUAACUGGGAAAGCAAUAUUAAUUUGAACAGUUUGUUGGCAGGAGCAUUGUCACUGCAACUCAGUCCAAAAGAAAGAGCUAAUUUACUGAUAUGCUUUCAUCUGACUGCUAGAAAUGUUCAUCAUGUGGAAAUGUAUUUUAAAGUAUACCAGUAGAAAAAAAAAUACUUGAGUGCAUUUGGCAGAAGGUUAAGUACUUUAUUCCAAUACUGGAUACCUUGGGUUCUGUUUCAGUGAUGUAAUUUAUACUGUUGAGGGAAGUGACCUGUGCAAGUAUAAACUGUUAUUUAAUUUUACUGGCUAAUUCCUCUUCCUCUCCCACUCCAACCUUCCAGUCCUUGCGUGGAAAACCCUCUAAUUACAAGUAGGCACUUAAGGACAGUUGAGGUCAGAUGUGCAAUGGAUGUGAAGGAGAUGGAGCUAAGAAGCAUGUAGGGAAAUUACAGUUUUGAACUCUCCAGGUGUUGCACCUGUGGUGCAGAAAUUCUCUACUGGCCUUUGUAAAUUACCAAGUUUAUGAAAUAAAGUAGAAACGGCAUAGUCUUAGACCUCUUCCACAUAUACAGCAUCAUCUUGAAGUGUAUUUGAAUUACCAUAGGCUUUGCAAUAUUUAGCCGCAAAGAUGGGACAUUGAACUGAAUCAAGCAGCAAAUCCUAGUUUUUGAGUAUUUGGAAGCAUCAUGGAUUGUACUAAUACCACCCGAUUCUCUUAUAUCUCAGCAUUAACAAAAAUUACACCAAAGAACCUGGGAUGAAUUUUAGUUAAGUUAUUGUUUUAUUUAUUUUCUUUUGAGGACCAGAUGGGACUCCCUUUGGAGCCUGUAGAACUGAAUUUUUUAAUUUAUCUGAAGGUCAGUGAUGAGCAGACUUGCGGCCCUGGCUCUCUCCCGCCUGAGCCGCUGCGGCACUACUUUCGCUGCUCUUUCCAGCCCGGGAGCAAGUGAUUGGAAGUGCAAGUGAAACCUGGGUCCUCCCAUAGGGCAGUGCAGAGCACUACCACUAAGCCACUGGGCUGGCCCUAAUCAAAUCUUUUAAGCGCCGUUUAUUUAUUUCAAAAUCAUGUCUCUGUAUAUUGGAGGCAUUUCAGUUGACUGCAGUAAAAUUUAGGAUAUAAUGGCUACAGUUUAGAAUUCAAAACCAGCAAAAGAAGCUUUUUUCUGACUCUGGUUUAAAAAAAAAAAAAAAAAAAAAAAAAGACGACAUGUCUGUCUAGCUGUCUAGCUGUUUCUCUCUCUCUCUCUCUUUCUGUCUGUCUGUCUGUCUCUCUCUUUCUCUCUCUGGGUAUUUGAACCCCUCAUUUGUUUUCCACUGCCGUUCAUUGUACUGGAGUAAAUGAAACUUUCCUACUAAAAUAAAAGUAUGUAUGGGAAAUGGUUGGUUUCUGUGAGAGUGGAAAAUAGAUUAAUCUAGGACCAGUAUUUUCAUAAACCAGUUGGAGACUACUUAUUAUUUGUUUCACUUUCUCAGUCCUUCCCUUCUGUGAGAAAAUUUACUGUUUGUGUAAAAACUCAAAACGUCGUUGGUGAUUUUGGGGGCAUGUUUUUGGACCUGGUUAAUUCAUGCUUGGCUUUUCCUUAAAUCUUGUACUCCCGAAAGUUCAGCUGAUAACCAGGUUUAUAACAUGUAUGUACCAUCAGUUUGUUUACCUGAGUCUUUUUAAUUUGAAUAAAAAUAGUUUGCAAAGUG
This is a messenger RNA of Dromaius novaehollandiae (emu), 5835 nucleotides long. RefSeq names its product protein polybromo-1-like. The record is from RefSeq and is a predicted model, not a curated record. The transcript has 17 exons. Gene Ontology annotation, cellular component: SWI/SNF complex; RSC-type complex. Gene Ontology annotation, molecular function: chromatin binding; protein binding. Gene Ontology annotation, biological process: chromatin remodeling; transcription elongation by RNA polymerase II. NCBI's taxonomy places the organism in Eukaryota, Metazoa, Chordata, Aves, Casuariiformes, Dromaiidae.